Molecule: messenger RNA, 2791 nt
Organism: Hydra vulgaris (swiftwater hydra)
Lineage: Eukaryota; Metazoa; Cnidaria; Hydrozoa; Anthoathecata; Hydridae
Product: ATPase family gene 2 protein homolog A
Cellular component (GO): cytoplasm
Molecular function (GO): ATP binding; ATP hydrolysis activity
Source: RefSeq, a predicted model, not a curated record
GGUCGUCCAUGCUAAACAUGAGUUCUUUUUAACAUUGUAACUGUCGCUUCAACGGACGUUACCUUAAUACAUCAUGAAUAGUAAUGAUAAGCCAAAGUUAGCUAAAGUUACAAAACUACUUGGCCGUACUGGAUCUCAAGGACAGUGUACUCAGUGCUGAAUCGAAACCUGAAAUGAGUGGUCGAAAACCUGAAAAGCCUGAGUGGGUAUUAUGUAAAUACUGCAAUCUUUACUUUACAAAAUAUAUUGUUGGAAAACACCAACAAAGUUGUUCUGAUGACAGUAUUGACUCAUUGGACACUUCAAGAUUAUCUGAAUUGUUUGUGAGAACUGCUUAUAUUAAAGAUGGAAUAUUUAGUGGUUUUGCGAAAAAUUUGGAAACACUUGUUGAUGAAAAAAUAACAUAUUUUAAAUCAGAUUUGGUUUUAGUCAACCCUGCCACAUUAAAAUGUUGCAAUUUGCCUAUAGCUUGUUCUGUUUUGAUAUGUUACCAGGGAAAAGAAACUUAUGGUACCAUUUGGACUUCAAGCGCAGUUGUAAUUGAUUCUAUAUUUCUUAGUAAAUCUCAUAUGAGUACAUUGGCUAUUGCAGAAAAUGAAUUAGUUACUAUAUCAAAAAAUGAUUCUCAUUCGGUAUUAGCAUCUACAAUUUUAUUUAAACCAAGAGAUAUUUUAUCUAAAAAUAAUUUUGUUAAUGUGUAUGAUCUACUGAUGAAUAAAUUAGAUGAUAGCAUAGUUACAAAAGGAGAUAUUGUUUUUUGUCCAUUCUAUGAGAGUGAAUUAUCCUUUAUUGUUGUUGAAAUAAUGUGUGAUUUUAGAACUCAGUAUGAAAAAGUUAUUGAUAACAUUGCAACUUUAUCUUUAGCUGGAAGUAAAGAGUUGUUUACACCUACAAAGUCAUCUCCUUCUAAAUAUGUUGCUUAUUGUUUAAAUAAAGAAACUGUUUUAAAACUAGAUAUUGAGGAUGAAUUAAGUGUUAAGAGCAAUUUAAAUUCAGGGCAUUUUUUUAAGUUAAGUGAUAUGGGUGGUGUAGAUGUUCAGGUAAAAUUAUUGGAGGAGCUAGUGCAGCUUCCAUUUGAAAAUUCCUUACUGUAUAAAGAGUGUGGCAUUAAUUUAACACAUGGAAUCAUUUUCUAUGGUCCAAGUGGUACUGGUAAAACUCACUUGGCAAAUGCUUUUGUAAAUGAGCUAAGUGGAGUAAGCUUGACUAAAAUUAGUGGUCCUGAAAUAAUAAGUAAAUAUUAUGGUGAGUCUGAACAGAAUUUAAAAAAAAUAUUUAUGAGUGCACUCAGUCAGGUCCCAUCUAUUCUCAUAAUAGAUGAAUUUGAUAUAUUGUGUCCUUCUCAAAACUUGUCACAAAAUGAAUCUGAGAAGCGAAUUAUAUCUACACUUUUAACCUUAAUGGAUAAUAUCCCUGCUAAUGACUUAUUUGUUGUAUUUGCAAUUACCAACAAUUUAGAAGGUGUUGAACUGUCUUUGAGAAGACCUGGUAGAUUCGAUCAAGACAUUGAAGUAGGUGUUCCAAAUGUACAGCAACGUUUUAAUAUACUCAAAAAGCUUAUCGCUAACUUCAAACAUAAGAUGGGUGACAAAAGUAUUCAGGAACUAGCCUCUUUAACACAUGGCUAUGUUGGCUCAGAUUUAAAGGCAUUAUGUAAAGAAGCAGGAAUGAUAUCAAUGAAACGUCUACUUCUUGAUAGCAAAUGUUUGCCUGAUAGGAAUUCAGUUAAUUUUUCAUUAUCACUUAAUGACUUUAAAGUUGCUCUUUCUAAAAUUGGACCAAGUGCCAUGAAAGCUUUAACUGUUGAUGUGCCUAAAGUUUAUUGGACAGAUGUUGGCGGUCAAAGUGAAGUAAAGCAAAAGCUAAGAGAAGCAAUCGAGUGGCCAUUAAAUCACCCUGAAGUAUUUAAAAGGUUAGGUAUUUCUCCUCCUCGUGGAUUGCUAAUGUAUGGACCUCCAGGUUGUUCAAAAACAUUGAUGGCAAAAGCUUUAGCAACUGAAAGUGGUUUAAACUUUAUUUCAAUCAAAGGACCUGAACUCUUUAAUAAAUACCUUGGAGAAUCUGAAAAAGCUGUCAGAGAAGUGUUUCGUAAAGCAAGAAAUGCUGCUCCUUCUAUAAUUUUUUUUGAUGAGAUUGAUGCACUUAGUAUACAGCGUUCUUCUAAUUCUAAUUCUGUUGUUGGAGAUAGGGUUUUAGCUCAAAUUUUGACUGAGUUAGAUGGUGUUGAAUCCUUGGAUGGUGUUGUAAUAGUUGCAGCAACUAACAGGCCUGAUGUUAUUGAUCCUGCCUUAUUACGUCCUGGUAGAAUAGAUAGAUUAAUAUAUGUACCCUUGCCAAAUAGUGAAAGUCGCAGAGAAAUAUUAAGUAUUCAGUUUAGAUCAAUCCCUGUUGCAAAUGAUGUUGAUAUUAAUGUUCUUGUCGAACUUUCUUCUGGAUAUUCUGGUGCAGAAAUAUGUUCUAUAUGCCGUGAAGCUGCAAUGUUUGGAUUAAGAGAAGAUUUUGAUUGUGUUAAAGUAUCUCAGCGUCACUUUUUGACAAUGUUUAAUCAAAUUAAACCUGCUACAUCAUCUGAAACAAUCAAGUUUUUUGAUGCGUAUGCUUGUAAAACAACAGGGUUUUUAUGAUAUUGAAUAAGUUUAAAAUAAAUUUUAAAAAAUGUUGUUUUUAUUUGUGAAAAAUGUUGUCUUUGUAUAUUUAGAUAAAAAAUUAUUUAAAAGCAAUGAUGAGCAAACUAGCAUGAUCUAAUAUGAUUGUUUAUUCAAUUGUCUGUCUGAGCUUCUUUUUUAAUAGU